UUCGCGGAGCGGUGACACCAACAUUCCUUGGCUGCGCUGAGUCACAGGGAGGACGGACAGACAGACACACCACCGGGGCUGCAGGCACCCAGGGACACCUGCAGGGUGAGCACCAGCUGCGGAGCAUCCUGUCCCCUCCGUGCCAGCCAUGUCCCUGGUGGCCAAGGAGAAGAACCACGUCCGCUUGGUUUUCUUGGGAGCUGCCGGCGUGGGCAAGACCUCUCUGAUCCGGCGCUUCCUGCUGGACACCUUCGAGCCCAAGCACCGGCGCACGGUGGAGGAGCUGCACAGCCAGGAGUACGAGGUGAGCGGGGCCACGGUCAAGGUGGAGAUCCUGGACACCAGCGGCAGCUACUCCUUCCCGGCCAUGAGGAAGCUCUCCAUCCAGAACAGCGACGCCUUCGCCCUGGUCUACGCCGUGGACGACGCCGAGUCCUUCGAGAGCGUCAAGAGCCUGCGGGAGGAGAUCCUGGAGGUGAAGGAGGACAAGUUCCCUCCCAUCGUGGUGGUGGGCAACAAGGCGGAGAGCGGCGGCGAGCGGCGCGUGCCCCUGGAGGAGGCGCUGGCGCUGGUGGAGCUGGACUGGAACGGGCGCUUCGUGGAGGCGUCGGCCAAGGACAACCAGAACGUGCUGGAGGUGUUCAGGGAGCUGCUGCAGCAGGCCAACCUGCCCAGCCGGCUCAGCCCCGCGCUCUGCAAGAGGAGGGAGACGCUGCCCAAGGAGCAGGCGCUCCGGCCGCCCAUGAACAAGACCAACAGCUGCUCCGUGUGCUGAGCCGCUGCCCCGGGGCUGGCACCGCCUGCAAACUCAGGUGGGCUGGGUGGGAGAG
Zonotrichia leucophrys gambelii is the source of this 830-nucleotide messenger RNA. RefSeq names its product GTP-binding protein Rhes-like. The transcript has a single exon. The coding region runs from base 149 to 775 and encodes 208 amino acids. NCBI's taxonomy places the organism in Eukaryota, Metazoa, Chordata, Aves, Passeriformes, Passerellidae. Gene Ontology annotation, molecular function: GTP binding; GTPase activity. The record is from RefSeq and is a predicted model, not a curated record.